Panicum hallii is the source of this 2729-nucleotide messenger RNA. RefSeq names its product beta-D-xylosidase 1-like. Gene Ontology annotation, molecular function: alpha-L-arabinofuranosidase activity; xylan 1,4-beta-xylosidase activity. The record is from RefSeq and is a predicted model, not a curated record. The transcript has 3 exons. Gene Ontology annotation, biological process: xylan catabolic process; arabinan catabolic process. NCBI's taxonomy places the organism in Eukaryota, Viridiplantae, Streptophyta, Magnoliopsida, Poales, Poaceae. Gene Ontology annotation, cellular component: plant-type cell wall. Bases 114 to 2471 code for a protein of 785 amino acids.
GGCUUGGCGGAUGCCGCUCGCUCUCCUCUAUAUAACCCACGCUCCCCCGCCGCUCCGUCUCCACAACCACACUGCAGCCUCACUCUUCCUCCCACUCGCCGCCGCCGGCAGCCAUGCGGCGCCGCGCAAUCCUCCUCCUCCUGCUGCUGCUGCUCGCGGCGUCGUCGGCGCCAGCGGCCACGGCGCGCGCGCCGUUCGCGUGCGCCCCGGGCGGACCCGCGGCGUCUCUGCCGUUCUGCCGGCGCUCGCUGCCGGUCCAGGCCCGCGCCCGGGACUUGGUGUCCCGGCUGACGCGCGCGGAGAAGGUGCGGCUGCUGGUGAACAACGCGGCGGGGGUGCCCCGGCUGGGCGUGUCCGGGUACGAGUGGUGGUCGGAGGCGCUGCACGGCGUGUCGGACACGGGGCCCGGGGUGCGGUUCGGCGGCGCGUUCCCGGGCGCCACCGCGUUCCCGCAGGUCAUCGGCGCCGCCGCGGCGCUCAACGCCACGCUCUGGGAGCUCAUCGGCCGGGCGGUGUCGGACGAGGCGCGCGCCAUGUACAACGGCGGCGCGGCGGGGCUGACCUUCUGGUCCCCGAACGUCAACAUCUUCCGCGACCCGCGGUGGGGCCGCGGCCAGGAGACCCCCGGCGAGGACCCCGCCGUCUCGUCCCGCUACGCCGCCGCCUACGUCCGCGGCCUCCAGCAGCAGCCUUACGCCGGCGGCCGCCUCAAGCUCGCCGCCUGCUGCAAGCACUUCACGGCCUACGACCUGGACCGCUGGGGCGGCACCGACCGCUUCCACUUCAACGCCGUCGUCGCGCCGCAGGACCUCGAGGACACCUUCAACGUGCCCUUCCGCGCCUGCGUCGCCGACGGCGGGGCCGCCGCCGUCAUGUGCUCCUACAACCAGGUCAACGGCGUGCCCACCUGCGCCGACGAGGCGUUCCUCAAGGGGACCAUCCGCGGGAAGUGGGGGCUCGACGGGUACAUUGUCUCCGACUGCGACUCCGUCGACGUCUUCUUCCGGGACCAGCACUACACGCGCACCACCGAGGACGCCGUCGCCGCCACGCUCCGCGCCGGCCUCGACCUCGACUGCGGGCCCUUCCUGGCGCAGUACACGGAGGCCGCCGUCGCCGCGGGGAAGGUCUCCGACGCCGACGUCGACGCCGCGCUGCUCAACACCGUCGCGGUCCAGGUGCGGCUCGGCAUGUUCGACGGCGACCCCGCCGCGGGGCCGUUCGGGCACCUGGGCCCGCGCGACGUGUGCACGCCGGCGCACCAGGAGCUCGCGCUCGAGGCGGCGCGGCAGGGCGUCGUGCUGCUUAAGAACGGGAGAGGAAAGCACAGGGCCGGCGUCCUGCCGCUGCGCCCGGCGACGCACCGGGUCGUCGCCGUCGUGGGGCCGCACGCCGAGGCCACGGUCGUCAUGAUCGGGAACUACGCCGGGAAGCCGUGCCGGUACACCACGCCGCUGCAGGGCGUGGCGAGGUACGUGAAGCAGGCGGUGCACCAGGCAGGGUGCACCGACGUGGCGUGCGCCGGGAGUCAGCAGCCCAUCGCCGCCGCCGUCGACGCCGCGCGCCGCGCCGACGCCACCAUCGUCGUCGCGGGGCUCGACCAGAAGGUCGAGGCCGAGGGCCUGGACAGGUCCAGCCUGCUCCUCCCUGGACGGCAAGCAGAGCUCAUCUCGGCCGUGGCGAAGGCGGCCAAGGGACCCGUCAUCCUCGUGCUCAUGUCCGGCGGCCCGAUCGACAUUGCCUUCGCGCUGAACGACCCCAGGAUCGCCGGCAUCCUGUGGGCCGGCUACCCCGGCCAGGCCGGCGGGCAGGCCAUCGCCGACGUGAUCUUCGGCCACCAUAACCCAGGCGGGAAGCUGCCGAUGACAUGGUACCCGCAGGACUACCUGCAGAAGGCGCCGAUGACGAACAUGGCGAUGCGCGCCAACCCGAAGAGCGGGUACCCCGGCCGGACCUACCGCUUCUACACGGGCCCGACGGUCCUCCCGUUCGGGCACGGGCUCAGCUACACCCAGUUCACGCACUCGCUGGCGCACGCGCCGGCGCAGCUCACCGUGCAGCUCGCGGGCGGCCACGCCGCCGCGACGUCGCUCCUCAACGCGACGCGCUCCGGCGGCAGCGCCCGCGCCGUGCGCGUGGCGCACGCGCGCUGCGAGGGCCUGGCUGUCCCGGUGCACGUGGACGUUCGGAACGUCGGCGGCCGCGACGGCGCGCACGCGGUGCUCGUGUACCACGCCGCCCCGCGGUCCGCGGCCGUCGCCGGCGCGCCGGCGCGGCAGCUGGUGGCGUUCGAGAAGGUGCACGUGCCGGCGGGCGGCGUGGCGCGCGUGGAGAUGGCCGUCGGCGUGUGCGAGGGGCUCAGCGUGGCGGACCGCGACGGCGUGCGGCGGAUCCCCGUCGGCGAGCACAGCCUGAUGAUCGGGGAGCUGACGCACUCGGUCACGAUCGGCGUCGAGCAGCUAGGGGUAUAGAACGAGAAGCACCGAAGCGCAGGAGGAGGAUGCAGGGUUCAGAGGGUUGUCUGAAUAAUUUGUGUCGUUUUGGGAGGGGGGUGUUGGAUUGCGAUUGCUACGGUGCUUCCGUCUCUACAAAGGUGGAGACGGAGAUCUGAAAUGUUAGAAAAGGCACCGGAUUUACUGAAAAUUGUUGAAAUGAUUGCAAACGAUUAAACUGGAAGGAACACAGAAGAAUGUCGUUUCUUCCUCACAAUCAAUAGUUUCUGUUCUCAA